AUGCCGGCCCCUCGACGGGCACCACAGAAUGGCUACCGCCGCGGCGGGAAACAAGCGUACCAUGGACCUCGAAAAGCAAAGACCUUCGCGGCGAAGUCUGGCGCAGAGGCGACAUCAGCAGACGAGAAACGCGAGGCGGUGCGACUGGCACAUAGUAUCGAUGAAGCACAGGGAUUCGCGCGUUACGAGUCUGGAAAGAAACGCGUGGGCUGGCUGGUCAAUAUCCAAAGCACCAGUAUCGAAGAUGAAAAAAUCCCAGAGGGGAGGGCGGGUCUGGAUUGUUACUUCAUUGAGGAGGAUGGGAGCACGUUCAAGGCGACGCUGGAAUAUGAUCCGUACUUCCUGGUCGCGGUGAAAAGGGGCCACGAGUCAGAAGCGGAAGAAUGGUUGAAGCGCGCUCCUGGAGGAGGGGUCGUCAAGAGCUUAAGAAAGGUUGAAAAGGAGGAUCUGCAGAUGCCGAAUCAUCUUCUUGGGUAUAGGCGGACAUUCUUUGAGUUGAGAUUUGCAAAUGUUGGGGAUUUGUUGGCGGCGAGACGGGAUAUCAUGCCUAUUGCCGAGAGGAAUAGGAAGAACAUGAAUGCCAUGGAUACUUAUGCUGAGGUUGCCAGUGCAAACGCUGGCUUUGACCUUUUUGAUGACGAACGAGAUGAUGAGAGACGACUUAAUACUUCUGUUGCUGAUGCGAGUGAUUUCAUUGUAGAUAUUAGGGAAUGGGACGUACCAUAUCAUGUACGGGUAAUGAUAGAUCUAGCAGAUAUACGGACUGGGAAAUGGUAUACUGUGGAGGCAAAACAUGGUGUUACGACGAUGAAAUGCAUAGAAGAACGUUUGCAGAGAGCAGACCCUGUGGUCAUGGCAUACGAUAUCGAGACCACGAAAUUACCCUUGAAAUUUCCUGAUCCGGCUAUCGAUCAGAUCAUGAUGAUAUCGUACAUGAUCGAUGGCCAGGGGUUUUUAAUCACGAAUCGGGAGAUUGUCUCGGAGGAUAUUGAGGAUUUCGAAUAUACGCCGAAACCUGAAUACGAAGGGCCGUUUAUGAUUUUCAACGAACCAGACGAGAAAGCUGUUAUUGAACGAUUCUUUCUUCAUAUCAAGGAAGCUCGGCCUACGGUGAUAGCGACUUACAACGGAGACUUUUUCGAUUGGCCAUUUGUGGAUGCUCGAGCAAGUGUCAAUGGAAUCGAUAUGUAUCAGGAAAUUGGAUGGCGAAAAGGAACUGAUGACCAGUAUUGCUGCGAUUACAGUGCUCAUAUGGACUGCUUUCACUGGGUCAAUCGAGACAGUUAUCUGCCACAGGGGAGUAGAGGUCUGAAGGCCGUGACUACUGCAAAGCUUGGAUACGACCCUGACGAACUGGACCCGGAAGUCAUGCUGCGGUAUGCCAGCGAACGACCGCAGACUCUCGCUGAGUAUUCCGUUUCCGAUGCUGUGGCUACCUAUUAUCUGUACAUGAAAUAUGUACACCCCUUUAUCUUUUCGCUGUGUACGAUUAUUCCUCUCGGACCAGAUGCUGUUUUGCGAAAGGGAACUGGAACCCUCUGCGAAAUGUUGCUCAUGGUGCAAGCCUAUCAGAAGGAAAUCGUUUUACCGAAUAAGCACGUCCAACCCAAAGAAUCUUUCUGGGAAGGCCAUCUCUUGGAGUCGGAAACUUACGUUGGUGGCCAUGUUGAAAGUAUCGAAGCUGGUGUCUUCCGUAGCGAUAUUCCUGUCAACUUUGCUGUUGACACCACAGCCAUUGAUGAACUUCUCAAGGAUCUGGAUGCUGCUUUAAAAUUCAGUAUCACGGUUGAAGAAAAGAAGUCACUUGACGAUAUCACGAACUAUGAUGAAGUCAAGCAGCAGAUCGCGGACCGGUUGAACAGUUUGAAAGCAACGGCUAAUCGAAGUGAGCGACCUCUGAUCUACCAUCUGGAUGUCGCCUCCAUGUACCCAAACAUCAUGACCACAAAUCGACUGCAGCCUGACUCUAUGAUUCAGGAAUCGGAUUGUGCUGCAUGCGAUUUCAACAGACCUGGAAAGACCUGCGAUCGAAGGAUGCCGUGGGCGUGGAGAGGGGAAUAUCUUCCUGCGAAACGAGAUGAGUACAACAUGAUCAGAAGUUCCCUUGAGAAUGAGCGGUUCCCGGGCAAAUACCCAAAUAGCCCCCCUCGCACAUGGCAGGACCUGAGCGAAGAUGAGCGGGCUUCCCUUAUUCGGAAAAGAUUGCAAAUCUACAGUCAGAAAAUCUACCAUAAGAUCCAUGAUUCGAAAACGAUUGAGAGAGAAGCCAUUAUCUGCCAGCGAGAGAACCCGUUUUAUAUCGAUACCGUUAGAGCUUUCCGUGAUCGACGAUACGAUUACAAAGGGAAGCAAAAGGUAUGGAAAGGCAAGACAGAAGCGCUGAAAGCCUCCGGCGCUCCCGCGGCAGAGAUCGAGAACGGAAAGAAAAUGAUUGUGCUUUUCGAUUCUUUGCAACUGGCGCACAAAGUCAUUCUCAACUCAUUCUAUGGUUAUGUGAUGAGGAAGGGGUCUCGUUGGUAUUCUAUGGAGAUGGCUGGUGUCACCUGUUUGACUGGUGCGCAUAUCAUUCAAAUGGCCCGACAGCUGGUAGAGAGAAUUGGUAGGCCCCUGGAACUCGAUACCGAUGGUAUCUGGUGUAUGCUUCCUGCAACAUUCCCCGAGAACCAUGCCUUCACGCUCAAGAACGGCAAAAAGCUGACUAUCUCUUACCCCUGUGUUAUGCUGAAUCACCUCGUCCACGACAAAUUCACAAAUCACCAGUAUCAGACUCUUGUCGAUCCAAAAACCUUCAAAUAUGAGACCCACAGCGACAAUUCCAUCUUCUUCGAAGUCGACGGUCCAUACCGGGCUAUGAUCCUGCCAACCUCCAAGGAAGAAGACAAGAACUUGAAGAAGCGGUACGCGGUGUUCAAUGAGGAUGGAAGCCUAGCGGAACUGAAGGGGUUCGAAGUCAAGCGAAGAGGAGAGUUGAAGCUCAUCAAGAUCUUCCAGCAGCAGAUAUUCAAGUUCUUCUUGGAGGGCACAACAUUACAAGAGACGUAUGGAGCUGUCGCAAAGGUCGCCAAUCAAUGGCUGGAUGUUUUGCACUCCAAGGGCGAGACCCUGGCCGAUGAGGAGCUUAUCGAUCUCAUUUGCGAGAACAGGAGCAUGUCGAAAACUCUAGAGGAGUAUGGGACACAGAAGUCGACAUCGAUCACCACCGCAAGGCGCCUGGCUGAUUUCUUGGGCGAGCAGAUGGUGAAAGAUAAAGGCUUGAAUUGCAAGUACAUUAUUUGCUCGCGACCAAAGAGUGCACCUGUUACUGAGCGAGCCAUUCCUGUGGCUAUCUUCUCUGCGGAAACUACAAUCAAGCGACACUUCUUGAGAAAAUGGCUGAAAGAAGACCCUACAAAUAUGGACCCGAGAGCACUGCUUGAUUGGGAUUACUACCUGGAACGUCUAGGCUCAGUCAUCCAGAAGCUUAUCACUAUCCCAGCCGCCUUACAGAAAGUUCGAAACCCUGUUCCAAGGGUCCCACAUCCUGAAUGGCUGCAACGCAGGAUCAACAUCAAGGAUGACAAGUUAAAGCAGAAGAAGAUGACCGACUUGUUUGUGAAAGCUCCACUGGAAGAUAUUACCAACCUGCAUGAUUCACGAAUCGCGGAUAUGGAAGACUUUGGGGCCAAAAUCCUGAAGCCAAAAACCAUUGGGGCUGCACUGUCUCAAGCUUCCCAGAAGCCUAUGAAAAGGAAAUCCCCAGAGCCUGCAGUGGCUGUUUCGACGAACCCAUAUGCUACAUUGCCCGAAAAGAUGCCAAAUCCAACCGAAGACUACCUUGGUUUCCUGGAUUAUCAGAAACAGAAGUGGAAGAUCCAGAAGCAGGCCCGAAUCCGUCGUAGACACUUAUUCGGUGAGACCCGUGCCAAUGCCCAAAGCAAUAUUGGAGCGACUUUCCGCAACCAGGCAGAGAUGAUGUUCAAAGGUACCUGGCAGGUCCUCCAAUUGCGAGGGACGUCCAGUCCGGGAGUCGUCAUGGCGUAUGUUCUUAUCGACUCGAAGAUACAUACCCUGAAAGUUAACGUACCGCGGGAAAUCUUCCUAAACCUGAAGGGCAAAGAAUUGCCAGAUAUUGAGGUGGAUGGUUGUGUGGCCCAGAAAGUCAACCAUACACUACCAAACGGACAUCCUUCAGUGCACCUCUUCAAGCUGACCAUGCCUGAAGAAGUAUAUAUCAACGACGCCGAGAAGCUAUCGCUACUGUUUAAUCAUCCAAGUGUGGAGGGGGUUUAUGAAAAGCAGGUGCCGUUGAACAUCCGGGCGGUAUUGCAACUAGGAAAUCUCUGUACUUUUGAUGAGACACAACCAGGUGUUCUGGGCAAGGGUCUUGAAUCGGGAUUCGAUCUUUCUACUCUUUGCCGACCAGUCACAACUCAGCCAUACCUUUUACAAUCGCCAAUUGCUUAUCUCUAUCUCUACCAUGUCGUCGCUGGGGAUCGACAAGUUUUCGCUUUAUUCUCUACGGCGAAAGAGCAAGCUCAUGUGGUCAUCCUUCAGAAAUCUAAAGACUCCAGCGCAGACCUGCCAAAUUUCGGGAAGAUCUACAGUGAUAUGCUGGCCAAACGAGAACAGGAAGCUGAUGGGCAGGAAUGGCAGAAUUGUUUCCAAUAUCAAGAGAAGCUCCAGUUCAAGACAAGCCAAGUCACGACAAGACGGAAAGCUCUUCUUGAAAUUGGAGAUCUUGUCAAGAAGAUGCGAAACGAUGAAUCGAAACCACUAAUGCUCGUCAUUCAAUCACCGCAACGACGAAUGCUUACUCAUGAUGUUCCUAUUCUAGCAGAGUUCCCAGUUCUACCGUUGAGGUAUGAGAUUUCGGACAGCAACCUCCCGCCACUUGGCUGGCAAUCUUUCGUUGCAAAGCGUCUGGUUAAUCAUUACCUCGGCCUUGGAUCAUGGAUCUUGCAUCUAACGGAGCUGGCAAGAUAUGGUGAUGUUCCGCUUUGCAAUCUCGAACGAGAUGAUCCUCGGUUUUUGAUCGACGUUGCGUAUGCACGGCGCUUGCAGAAGCACAAUGUGAUUCUGUGGUGGUCCGGAGGCCCAAGACCAGAUCAUGCUGGUUACGAGUUAGAUGAUAUUACUGGACCUCUAGAUACUGUGCAGAUGCCGUCUGUUAACAAUCCCGGUACAUAUCCUUCCGUUUGCAUCGAGAUUGAUGUCCGCAACCUGGCAAUCAACACCAUUUUGACCUCGUCCCUUAUCAAUGAGCUCGAGGGAAGCGACUCAGUCUCAUUCAACCCAGCUGCACCAACGGAUGAUUCACCAAGCGAUGGGACGAAUGUCCUUUAUGCAGACAAUGCUUUCGCGACCGCCGGUGUCACGGUCCUCCGCGAGAUGGUCAAGGCCUGGUGGACUGAAGCCAGCAGAGGAAGUACCAUGGCAGACAUUAUGGUGCAACAUCUCGUUCGAUGGGUUGAGAAUCCUGAUUCGUUUCUGUACGACCGCUCAUUACACUACUACGUACAGAUGAUGUCCCGAAAAGCUUUCCUGCAAUUAAUGACCGAUUUCCGAAGAGUCGGCUCUCAGGUCGUCUUCGCCAAUGCAAAUCGACUACUCUUGCAAACAACUAAAUCUGAAGUCGGCAAUGCCUACGCAUACAGUCAAUACAUUCUAAAAUCUAUCAAGGCGAAGCCCCUCUUCCACUUUCUGGACCUCGAAAUAAAGGAAUAUUGGGAUUACCUGGUGUGGUAUGAUGAAUUCAACUAUGGCGGCAAAGCUUGCCAGGAAGUCGUCGAGGCUGAGAACCAAACACUGGACAUUGUCAUGCAUUGGCAACUCAGCAAGUUUCUACCUGCACCGCUCCAACCCAUCUUCCAUGAUUGGGUGGUUGAGUUUGUCGAGAUUAUGCAUAAGCUUAAACGCCCUCGCAUUCUCGGUGAUGGUGGUGUUGAUGCAACGCCUCGACCAACUCAGCUUCCCGUCCACGCCCUUGGCGAUGACAAGGAGGACAAGAUUACCUUAGGAAAGGAAUUUGAGAAGCCCCUCAAACGUCAAAUAGCCGGUCUAAUCAGACGCCAAAAAGACGAGAUGCUACAUCCUGAACUAGCUUCCGAUUACAACUUCCCCCUCCUCCCUGGGUCACACCUAACAUUAAGCAAUCCUGCCCUCCAACUCGUCAAAUCACUCAUGCAAGUCUUAUCCCUUGACAAGAACAUUACUCUUGAAGCCCGUCUCCUCCGCAAGGAAUUGCUUCAAAUGUUCGAGAUCAGGGAAUUCAGUAACGAAGCGCGAUUCGAGAAUCCGAGUGAGAGCUUAAGGAUGCAACAGGUUAUCUGCGAGAACUGCACCAUGGCACGCGAUCUCGAUUUCUGCCGUGACGAGGAUCUAAUCCCCGAUCUGGGUCCCGAUGGGAAGGUAGCUGGGGAGGCGAGGGCGUGGAAAUGUUCGUUCUGCGAGGCAGAGUACCCUCGGCUUGAUCUGGAGGAGCGGCUGAUUGGGAACGUGGAAGGGAUGGUGACGGAGUGGUGCACGCAAGAUCUGAAGUGUGUCAAGUGCAAGGGUAUCCGGGUGAAUGAUUUCAUGGAGCAUUGCUCGUGUGGCGGCGCCUGGGGCGAGACAAUCAAGAGGAGUGAAGUGGAGCGGCGCUUGGGCGUGUAUGGGAAUGUAGCGCGUGUCUACGGGCUGCGGAUGCUGAGUGAUGUUGUCAAUGGCGUAGUAGGAGCGUUGUGA
This is a messenger RNA of Amorphotheca resinae ATCC 22711, 6702 nucleotides long. RefSeq lists its product as hypothetical. Gene Ontology annotation, biological process: nucleotide-excision repair, DNA gap filling; leading strand elongation; mitotic cell cycle. The transcript has 3 exons. Gene Ontology annotation, molecular function: DNA binding; nucleotide binding; zinc ion binding. Lineage: Eukaryota; Fungi; Ascomycota; Leotiomycetes; Helotiales; Amorphothecaceae. Gene Ontology annotation, cellular component: nucleus; epsilon DNA polymerase complex. The record is from RefSeq and is a predicted model, not a curated record. The coding region runs from base 1 to 6702 and encodes 2233 amino acids.